Trifolium pratense (red clover) is the source of this 1038-nucleotide messenger RNA. Its product is annotated as dehydration-responsive element-binding protein 1D-like. The record is from RefSeq and is a predicted model, not a curated record. Gene Ontology annotation, biological process: regulation of DNA-templated transcription. Lineage: Eukaryota; Viridiplantae; Streptophyta; Magnoliopsida; Fabales; Fabaceae. The transcript has 2 exons. The coding region runs from base 119 to 790 and encodes 223 amino acids. Gene Ontology annotation, molecular function: DNA binding; DNA-binding transcription factor activity.
AAACUCAACAUGCUUUACUAUAUAUAUUACACCUUAGUCUUCACUCUUUUAACACCAACUAUCUCAACUUCCCACUUUCCAUCUCAAAACAUUUUUCCAUUCUCUCCAACACUUAAAAAUGUUUAUUAGUAAAAACUCUCCUUAUUCACAUCUUAUUUCUUCACAAGAUUCCGAUGGGGAGAUGCGGUUAGCCGCGAGUUGUCCCAAGAAGCGAGCAGGGAGGAAGAUAUUCAAGGAAACUCGCCACCCGGUGUAUAGGGGUGUGAGGAAGAGGAAUUUAGAUAAAUGGGUUUGUGAAAUGAGGGAGCCUAACAAAAAGACUAGGAUUUGGCUAGGGACUUUUCCAACAGCCGAGAUGGCAGCCCGAGCCCACGAUGUUGCGGCCUUGGCAUUGAGGGGCCGCUAUGCUUGUCUCAAUUUCGCAGACUCAGUGUGGCGUCUCCCUAUUCCUGCAACAUCUGAGACAAAAGAUAUUCAAAAGGCAGCUACAGAAGCGGCCGAGGCUUUUAGACCUGAAAAAACUUUAAAGACUAAUGACAUUGAAACAGUUAUAGCCGUUGUCGCAGAAAAGGAGUUGAGUAUGUUUGUUUCGGAAGUGGAAACGGUUAUAGCUGUUGUUGCCGCAAAGGAGUUGAAUAUGUUUGUUGUGGACGUGGCGGAAGAAGAGGAGGAAGAUAUGCCGGAUUUGUGGAGGAAUAUGGUGCUAAUGUCCCCUACACAUAGCUUGGAGUAUGACUAUGAAGAUAUUGAUGUAGGUGAAUUUGAAGAUGUAUCACUAUGGAACUUUUAAAUUGAUAUGUUUGGUUAAUUUUGUUUUUUGGAUUGUAGAUUGAAAUUGAAAAGGAUUUUCCUUUUAGUAUUCCUUUUCUUUGAAUGUAAUCACCAACCAAGCUUAAUAUGUGUAUGACUUGAGUUGUAAUUUUGGUAUGUAAGAAUAUGAUGUGUUUAUUUAUCUAUAUUACGAUUUGGUUGCAAUUUCAACUUCUUAUCUUACAUAAAAAAUAUAAGCAAUUUCUAUUCUUGCUUAGCUUACAUUAA